AGUUUUCUCUUGUUUGCCUGUCCGAUGAAGUGUCUGCUAAUCCUGGGGAUAACGUUGUUUUGUCAUGUCAGCUUGAACCAGCCAUCAGUGCUGCUUCCAUGAAAAUUAAAUGGUGGCAUUUGAAUAAUUUGGUGUGCCGUUAUGAGAAUGGUCAGCUGAAAAUCGAGAGAGCCUUUGUGGGAAGAGUGCAUUUUCCUCUGGAUUUAGAAAGAGGAAAACUGUCUUUGAAAAUCUGUGAGGUCAGAAAAUCACAGAGGGGCGAAUACACAUGUGAGGUUAUCCAUGGACAGCAAGUAAAAAAAGAGCAUAUCUAUCUACAUGUCAAAUCUGUAAACUUCAGACUUGUGGUUCCCAAUCAUACCGUGAAUGCUUACCAAGGGGAAGAUGUCACCCUGCAUGUUCAGUUCUUUCCUACAAUCAGUGCUGCAUCUCUGAUAAUCAAUUGGCUUAAAGAGAGGCUGUUCAUUUAUGAGUAUGUGAAUGGGAAGGAAAUAAGACAUAGACACUAUGAAGACAGAGUAGGCCUGAACAACCAGGAGCUGGACAGUGGAAACAUUUUUCUGACUCUGAAAAAUGUAAGAUUGUCAGAUUCAGGAAACUACACCUGCCAAGUUAAAUAUGAAGAAUAUGUAAUGGACAAAAAAAUUGAACUACAUGUGAGAGCUCCAUCACUAGUUGAAAUCCCUUUGAUGAGUGAUGACCCUUUGAUGCCUGAUGAAAUCCCUUUGAUGCAUGAUGACCGUGUGUGUAAAUGGAUGGACAUUUACAGCCCUCUAGCUCCAUCACUAUUUGAAAUCCCUCGAAUGAGUGAUGACCUUGAGCGUGAAUGGAUGGACAUUAUCACUCCAUCACUAGAUAGAUUCUAUUUGAUUGAUGACCGUGAGUUGAAAUGGAUAGAAAAUUCCAUUAAGGAGCACAAAAAAAAAGAUCAAGUUUUGAAGUCACUCCAACAAUCGCUUGAGGAAGGGUCACAUCUACUGUCACUUCAACAGUCACUUCAGUUUCUUCGGCAGUCAAUUAAAUCAAUUCAACACUCACUUCAGUCGCUUCAGGAACUUGAAUAUUUACUGGAUCUUUCACUUCAGCAUUCACUUCAGUCACUUGUUCAGUCAAUUCAACAGUCACGUCGACUGUCAUUUCGACAGUCACUUGAAUUGUCGGAUCUACUGGUACUUCUACAGGCAUUUGUUCAGUCAGUUCAACUGUCAAUUCAACAGUCACGGAAAAGGUCACGUCUAGAGUCACGUCUAGAGUUACAUAUAGAGUCACUUCAAAGGUCACUUCAAAGGUCAUUUCAACAGUCACCUCAACAGAUACUCCCACUGUCACCUCAGCAGAUAAUCCGACUGUCACCUCAACAGAUACUCCCACUGUCACCUCAGCAGAUAAUCCGACUGUCACCUCAACAGAUACUCCCACAGUCAACUCAACAGAUAACUCAACAGAUACUCCCACAGUCAACUCAACAGAUAACUCAACAGAUACUCCCACAGUCAACUCAACAGAUAACUCAACAGAUAUUCCCACAGUCAACUCAACAGAUAACUCAACAGAUACUCCCACAGUCAACUCAACAGAUACUCCCACAGUCAACUCAACAGAUACUGUUUGUAUGUGAUGACGAUGAUAUGGAUGAUGACAGAAAUAAAAACACACUGUUUUUAUUUGAUCAACUCACCUGGAUGGAAAUAAUUCAUUCUAUCAUGCACGAUGCAGACAUACACACACCAGAGGGACAGGAAGUAGAAGAGGAGACAGAGCAAAGAG
Pimephales promelas (fathead minnow) is the source of this 1767-nucleotide messenger RNA. NCBI's taxonomy places the organism in Eukaryota, Metazoa, Chordata, Actinopteri, Cypriniformes, Leuciscidae. The record is from RefSeq and is a predicted model, not a curated record.